AUGGCGAAGCGAGCUGGUGGGGCUGAGUUCAAUGGUGCCGGUCCCGCUGGCGCAGCCACAAGCAGUGCUGUCGCCGCCACGUCAAAGAUGGCCAAGAUGCUGACGGCACGCGGGAUUGAUGUGAGCCAGUUUGCUGCUGCCCGUGCCAAGGAGAUGAAGGCUAUGGAGGCUGAUUUGGAACAACGCAGUGGCGCUGGCAAGCGAACGGAAAUGGUGGACACGGACAAUGCGAGCAAGAGUCGUCGCCACAAGCGCCGCCCGCGUCACAUGCGGGCGGCCUUUGAAGCUCGCUCAUCACGCGUGCGCUGGCUAGAGACGCACCUAUGGCACGCCAAGCGUUUCCAGAUGGCGGAGCAGUGGGGCUUUCAUGUGCCCCAAAAGCCCAGCGACAAGUCAGAACGCGUCAAUUACCGCUUCGUCCGAGACCACGUGUCCAUACAAGAUGCCUCCUUCAUGCAGACGCUUGUGUUGGACGCGCCAGACCAUCGUGCGGGUGCUGCUGUCCUCGACGCUGCAGCUUCAACCACCCUGUAUCAUGCCACUGGCCAGGAAUGGACGGCUUUGCUGCGUUAUCCGGAUGGCUCUGUAGUAGCCCCCAUCAGCUACUUUUGGUCCGAGCGGAGCCGUACUGCCGGUUGGCGGUGUUGGAUUACAGUACACCCUGCCAGCCUGGCCGUCGUUGAAGCUCUGCUGCGUGGCGCCGCCGGCAACUCCGUGGCUGCGCAUGACCUUGAGCUGACCCACGUGAACACUGAAUACACCAACCGCUUUCGGCUCCGCGGACCGGCAGCACUCCAACUUCUGCAGUGUGCUCUGCAACCAGCGAUCGAAGCAGGCGACCGCUUGCCCUCUGGCAUCCUCUCUGAGAGCACGCGUGCAUGGAAUGAGCUGAACCGAUCAGACGCAGAAAAAGUGAUUUUGGCCAACACCGUCCUCCAGCUGGCCGUAUGGGACCCCCGCCUGCAAACACCAAGCCAGAUGAUGAAGCGCAAGGAAGAGUGGCUGGCCGCACGCUCGCCCAAGCCCACUAGUACCGAUCCAGCUCAAGCCAGUGAAGCCACCUGUAUGACUGCUACCUCUGCUGCCUGGUUCAUUGAGGAAGAUUCACGCCGUGCCAGCUCCGAAGGACAAGCCCACGUCGCCAAAUUGAACCAAAGGCGCGCCGCAGCACCCGUGUCUGGUGCCACACUGCAGCCCGGGGAUCACGAUAGCAUUGUCCCCAUUCUGUUGAUCCAAAAGCCCGGCGCCCGUACCACGCAGGGCGGUCGCCUGGGAUUUGGUGCUGGUUGGGAUUUAAUCGUACCUCGGCGCUGGGCGUUGCCAUUUUGGAUGAUGCUGGUGCACGCAGGAGCACGCGUUCAUGGUCAAGCUGAGGAACGGCGAUUGGCUCUGGAAAGUGGCCAGCUGGCAUUUCCCUAUCAUUGUGUGGGGUCUAGUGCGUAUGAAGCCUGGCGGCAGUCAGAACUCGAUGCUCGACAGCGCCGGUGGCAGGCGCGACCUCCUGCCAAGCGUCUCAACUAUUGCAAAUUGAACGUGGCCGCCCCCUUCAUUGCUGAUUGGUCCCUGUUGGGGGGCAAUCCCCUGCCCCAGGUGGUUUACAACGAGCAAGUAGACGGACAUCUCCGUGACCGGCCUUUGCCGGCCCUGCACUGGACGCGACUCCGAGUCGUCGGGCGUGGCAAGCUGGACGAUCGGUGUGCCGUGUUUGCGUUGCCCAACACGGAUCGAGGAGCAGCUCUCCUCAAGUUGCCCAAGCACACAUUGCCCGACCUCGACCACCCCAAUGCGCUCGCCUGGCCAACGCGACUCCUGCUUCGUCACCCGGACACCAAUCGCCUUACAUGGGUUGAGGCUCGUGCGAUGUCUGAAGUUGCCUGGUUUUGA
This is a messenger RNA of Monosiga brevicollis MX1, 1884 nucleotides long. RefSeq lists its product as uncharacterized. The record is from RefSeq and is a predicted model, not a curated record. Gene Ontology annotation, cellular component: ribonuclease MRP complex; nucleolar ribonuclease P complex. NCBI's taxonomy places the organism in Eukaryota, Choanoflagellata, Craspedida, Salpingoecidae. Bases 1 to 1884 code for a protein of 627 amino acids. The transcript is spliced from 8 exons. Gene Ontology annotation, biological process: tRNA 5'-leader removal.